Molecule: messenger RNA, 1704 nt
Organism: Solanum dulcamara
Lineage: Eukaryota; Viridiplantae; Streptophyta; Magnoliopsida; Solanales; Solanaceae
Product: cytochrome P450 CYP73A100-like
Exons: 2
Coding region: 22-1602 (526 amino acids)
Molecular function (GO): heme binding; iron ion binding; oxidoreductase activity, acting on paired donors, with incorporation or reduction of molecular oxygen
Source: RefSeq, a predicted model, not a curated record
UACAAAUUAAAAAAAAAAAACAUGGCCAAAUUACAUAACAACACCAUCUAUUCCAUUCUCUUUACAAUUACAUUUCUUUCAUGUUCAAAAUUACUAUCAUUCCCUCUCAAUUACAUUUCACUUGUUAUCCCUUUACUUCCCCUUGUUGUCCAUUUCCUCUAUGUUAACAAGUCCCAAAAUAUCCUCCCACCGGGCCCACGAGCGGUCCCGAUUUUCGGUAAUUGGCUUCAAGUCGGUAACGACUUGAACCAUAGAUUCCUAGCGACCAUGGCACAAACCUAUGGUCCAAUAUUUUUGCUCAAACUAGGGUCGAAAAAUUUAGCUGUCGUAUCGAAUCCUGAACUAGCUAACCAAGUCCUACACACACAAGGGGUCGAGUUCGGGUCCCGUCCACGUAACGUUGUGUUUGACAUAUUUACGGGGAAGGGACAAGACAUGGUGUUCACAAUUUAUGGUGAGCACUGGCGAAAAAUGAGACGUAUCAUGACACUACCAUUUUUCACUAACAAAGUGGUGCACCAAUAUAGUGAUAUGUGGGAAAAUGAGAUGGACCUAGUUGUUGAUGACUUGAAAAAUGUGAAAUUUGAGGGAAUUGUUAUAAGGAAACGUUUGCAAUUGAUGUUAUAUAAUAUUAUGUAUAGAAUGAUGUUUGAUGCCAAAUUUGAGUCUCAAGAUGAUCCUUUGUUUAUUGAGGCAACUAAGUUCAAUUCAGAGAGAAGCAGAUUAGCUCAGAGCUUUGAUUACAAUUAUGGUGAUUUUAUCCCUUUGCUUAGACCAUUCUUGAGAGGGUAUCUUAAUAAGUGCAAAGACUUGCAAACAAGGAGACUUGCAUUCUUCAAUAAUUAUUUUGUAGAGAAAAGAAGGAAAAUAAUGGGUGAAAAUGGAGAAAAACACAAGAUAAGCUGUGCUAUUGAUCACAUAAUAGAUGCUCAAAUGAAAGGAGAAAUAAGUGAAGACAAUGUGUUGUAUAUUGUGGAGAAUAUCAAUGUUGCAGCAAUUGAAACAACUCUAUGGUCCAUGGAAUGGGCUAUAGCUGAGCUUGUCAAUCACCCAACUGUUCAACAGAAAAUUAGGGAUGAAAUCUCAACUGUCCUUAAAGGCAAGUCAGUCACAGAAUCAAACCUCCAUGAACUGCCCUACUUGCAAGCCACAGUAAAUGAGACACUAAGACUCCACACACCAAUACCAUUACUAGUACCCCAUAUGAAUCUUGAUGAAGCAAAGUUAGGAGAUUACACUAUUCCUAAAGAAACUAAGGUGGUUGUGAAUGCAUGGUGGUUGGCUAACAACCCUGCAUGGUGGAAAAACCCUAAUGAGUUCCGGCCCGAGCGGUUUCUUAAGGAGGAUGGUGGCACGGAGGCAGCUGUUGCUGGUGGUAAGGUGGAUUUCAGGUACUUGCCGUUUGGUAUGGGGAGGCGGAGCUGCCCCGGAAUCAUCCUUGCACUGCCAAUUUUGGGGCUUGUGAUAGCCAAACUAGUGUCAAAUUUUGAUAUGCAGGCUCCUCCAGGUGAGGGAAAAGUUGAUACAAGUGAGAAAGGAGGGCAGUUUAGCUUGCACAUUGCAAAACAUUCCACGGUUGUGUUCAAGCCUCUUGCUGCAUAAUAUGCUUUCCACAAGCUUACCAGAAAGCAAAAUUACUGUCACUCUUGAAAGAUUUCAAUGAAUAUUUUGUAGUUUUUUUUUCCACCUCUUUGUAUUACCAUA